AUGAGCUAUGUGUCUCGUAUUGAGGAGAUUUGUUUAGGUCUGAAACGUGUUCAAGAUGCUAUUGUUUCUUGUUCUAAAGGCAGAGAUGUUCGCUUGGUAGCGGUUUCAAAGUUAAAGCCUGUUGAUGAUAUAAAAAUUGCUUAUGAUUAUGGCCAAAGACAUUUUGGAGAAAACUUUGUUCAAGAAAUGAUUGAAAAGGCUAAAUUACUUCCUCUGGAUUGUUGUUGGCACUUUAUUGGGAGACUUCAAACUAAUAAGUGUAAAGCUUUGGCAUCUAUAUCUAAUUUAUGGGCAGUUGAAAGUCUAGAUUCAUCUAAAAAGGCAUAUUUAUUGAAUAAGGCGUUAAUAGAUCUGAAAAAAUCUUCUGGAAUAGAUAAUCAUUCUAGAAAGCUCAAUGUUUUUGUUCAAGUAAAUACAAGUUGUGAAGAAGGAAAGAAUGGAGUUAGUAUUAGUGAUUCUAUGGAAUUGUGCAGUUAUAUAAUAAAUAAUUGUAAAGAACUUUAUCUUAAGGGACUUAUGACUAUUGGUUCAUUAUCUGAAAGUAAUAGUGAAUAUAAUAAAGAUUUUGAGGCACUUGCAAAAUGUCGAGAUGAGAUUACUAAAUCUCUUGGUAUAGAAUUAGAAUUAAGUAUGGGAAUGAGCAGGGAUUUUGAAUUAGCUAUUAAAAUGGGUUCAACAAAUAUAAGAGUUGGUACAGAUAUUUUCGGAGUAAGGCCGUCUAGGUAUAUGAAUACGUCAUAA
Molecule: messenger RNA, 741 nt
Organism: Pneumocystis murina B123
Lineage: Eukaryota; Fungi; Ascomycota; Pneumocystomycetes; Pneumocystales; Pneumocystaceae
Product: YggS family pyridoxal phosphate enzyme
Exons: 7
Coding region: 1-741 (246 amino acids)
Cellular component (GO): intracellular anatomical structure
Molecular function (GO): pyridoxal phosphate binding
Source: RefSeq, a predicted model, not a curated record